Molecule: messenger RNA, 3936 nt
Organism: Cyphellophora attinorum
Lineage: Eukaryota; Fungi; Ascomycota; Eurotiomycetes; Chaetothyriales; Cyphellophoraceae
Product: Histidine protein kinase NIK1
Exons: 3
Coding region: 1-3936 (1311 amino acids)
Biological process (GO): cellular hyperosmotic response; phosphorelay signal transduction system; phosphorylation
Cellular component (GO): membrane
Molecular function (GO): phosphorelay sensor kinase activity
Source: RefSeq, a predicted model, not a curated record
AUGUCUCACUCCGACGAGACUCUGGCCGCCGCCUCGGCUUUGCUGAGGGGCUUGGCUAGGGGUGCUGCACCCUUAUCAAAUAGCGAUAAAUCUGCGACUAAUGGCCUCCGUUUACCGCCCUACGAGCUUCCAGGCCCAGACACGCCUGCGAAAGAGCAGUUUGAGGAUGAGCUCAGUGCUCUAGCAAGACGGAUACACUAUCUCGAAGCCAGAGCAGAUCUCGUCAGCAAGUCUCUGCCCGACACGCCAGGUGAACUCCCAAGCCCAGCUUCAUCUCUUACCAAAGCCACCGAAAAUGGCACAGAGUCAGUUCCUGUACGCGCCGAGCGUCAGCAUUCAAUAUCCAGCCGCUCGAGACGAAUCAACGACAUCCUCGCCGCCCGUGAACUUCAGCUCGAUCGCACCGUCAGCGAAGAUGACAUUGGUGUACUACGAGAACACGUUCAGAAGCAAGCAGAACAGAUCAAAAAUCAGAGCGAUACUAUCGACGAAAUAAGUCGCGGUCUGCGCAAUUCAGAAGAGCAAGCGAGACAAGCCUUCCGAAAAGUCGAGAACGAGGAUGUCGGCAUGCUGGAAAGGGAAUUGCGCAAGCACCAACAAGCGAACGAGGCUUUCCAGAAAGCCCUCCGCGAAAUCGGCGGCAUUGUCACACAGGUCGCUCGUGGCAAUCUGUCCAAUCGUGUCCAGAUCCAAGCCACAGAAAUGGACGACGAAAUAGCCACCUUCAAGAAGACGAUCAACACUAUGAUGGACCAGCUUGAACUGUUUGGCAGUGAAGUUUCUCAGCUUGCUCGCGAAGUAGGCACGGAAGGCAUACUGGGGGGCCAGGCGCAGGUCAAAGAUGUCCAGGGCAUCUGGAAAGAGCUGACGGACAACGUCAAUGUCAUGGCAGCCAAUCUGACCGCCCAAGUUCGAGAAAUUGCGACAGUGACCAAAGCCGUAGCGCAAGGCGAUCUCAGUCAAAAAGUACACAAUCGUGCCCAAGGCGAGAUAUUCGAUCUUCAGCAGACCAUCAACACCAUGGUGGACCAGUUACGGAUGUUUGCGACCGAAGUCACACGUGUGGCUCGCGAUGUCGGCACAGAGGGUGUAUUAGGAGGUCAAGCAGAUAUCCCAGGUGUGCAGGGCACCUGGAACGAGCUGACCAACAGUGUCAAUGCUAUGGCCGACAAUCUCACAUCACAGGUGCGCGACAUAGCCAUGGUCACAACAGCCGUCGCCAAGGGUGACUUGACUCGAAAAGUGACUGCAAGAUGCAAAGGCGAGAUUUUACAGCUGAAACAGACCAUCAAUGCCAUGGUGGAUCAAUUGAAGCAAUUCGCCCAGGAAGUCACAAAGAUCGCGAAAGAAGUCGGCACGGAUGGUGUGCUUGGUGGACAAGCGACUGUGCACGACGUCGAGGGUACCUGGAAGCACCUGACCGAAAACGUCAACGGCAUGGCAAACAAUCUGACGACUCAGGUGCGAGAGAUCGCCCUGGUCACAACAGCUGUCGCGAACGGUGAUCUGUCAAAGAAGGUCCAGGCCGAUGUCCAGGGCGAAAUCCUGGAUCUGAAGAUAACAAUCAACUCCAUGGUGGACAGGCUCAACACUUUCGCAUUCGAAGUCAGCAAAGUUGCUCGAGAAGUCGGCACAGACGGCACGCUGGGCGGACAAGCUCGAGUUGACAACGUUGACGGCAAGUGGCGAGAUCUCACGGACAACGUCAAUGUCAUGGCCUACAAUUUGACUCAGCAAGUGCGAAGCAUCUCGCACGUUACUCAGGCCAUCGCUGGAGGAGAUCUCGGCCAGAAAAUCGAGGUCGAAGCACAAGGCGAAAUCCGGACCCUGAAAGAGACCAUCAACAACAUGGUGGACCGACUGGCACAAUUUGCAUACGAAUUGCGAAGAGUGGCUCGAGACGUGGGUGUCAACGGCAAAAUGGGUGGCCAGGCCAACGUGCACGAUGUUAGUGGGCGAUGGAAGGAAAUCACAGAAGACGUGAACACGAUGGCCGAAAACUUGACAGCACAAGUGCGAGCAUUCGGCGAAAUCACGGAUGCAGCGACUGAGGGCGACUUCUCAAAGUUAAUCAGCGUCAACGCCUCCGGCGAGAUGGACGACUUGAAGAGGAAGAUCAAUCAGAUGAUAUCCAAUCUGCGAGACAGCAUUCAGAAGAACACAGCAGCCCGAGAAGCAGCAGAGUUUGCUAAUCGGACCAAGUCAGAGUUUCUUGCCAACAUGUCGCACGAAAUCCGUACGCCCAUGAACGGCAUCAUCGGUAUGACACAGUUGACACUGGAUACCGACGACCUCAAGCCUCAUCCGCGAGAGAUGCUCAAUACGGUGCACAACUUGGCCAACAGCUUGCUCACUAUCAUCGACGACAUCUUGGACAUUUCCAAAAUUGAAGCAAAUCUCAAAGCCCACGAGAAGAACCUUCGCCUAGCAUUCAAAGUCGACAACACAGUACCGGAUUACGUGAUCGGCGAUCCUUUCAGACUGCGGCAGAUCAUCUUAAAUCUCGUGGGCAACGCAAUCAAGUUCACCGAUCAGGGCGAGGUGAAAGUGACCAUCCGCAAAGAUCGAGAACUGAUCGGCAAAUGUGGCCCCUCUGAAUUCCCAUUCGAGUUCGUGGUAUCGGACACUGGGAUAGGGAUUCAGUCCGACAAGCUAGAUCUUAUCUUCGAUACGUUUCAACAAGCUGAUGGCUCGACAACGAGAAAGUUCGGCGGUACUGGCCUCGGGCUUUCGAUAUCGAAGCGAUUGGUGAAUCUGAUGGGAGGCAACGUGUGGGUCACGUCCGACUUUGGCCACGGCAGCAAUUUCCAUUUCUCCUGCAUUGUCAAGCACGCCGCCGAGGACAUCAGCGUGAUCAGCUCGCAACUGUAUCCAUUCCGCAAGCACCGUGUGCUGUUCGUGGACAAGGGCGAGACCACACUCUCGGCACAGAUUCCUGAGAUGAUCAAGGAGCUUGGCUUGCAGAUCCUGGUCGUUGACAAUGAAGCGGAUGCGCCUGAGCCUGAGCCGGUGAAACGAGGCAAAACCACGGAGAAGGGGUACGAUGUGAUCAUCAUCGACACGAUCGAAACCGCCAAGACGCUCCGAGCGCAAGACAAGUUCAAGUACAUUCCGAUGGUGUUGCUGAGCGAAUCGAUAUCGAUGGAUCUGCGGACUGUCCUGGACAUGGGUGUGGCCUCAUACAUGACCACGCCUUGUCAAUUGAUCGAUCUCGGCAAUUGCAUGAUUCCAGCUCUGGAAGGACGAAGCACGCCACUGUUACAGGACUACAAGAAGUCAUUCAAUAUCCUACUGGCAGAAGACAAUGAAGUCAAUCAGAAGGUGGCAGUCAAGAUCUUGGAGAAGUACAACCACGUUGUCACUGUGGUUGGCAACGGACUCGAAGCAUUCAAGCUCAUCAAGACGCAAAGGUACGAUGUGGUGCUCAUGGACGUGCAAAUGCCAGUCAUGGGUGGCUUCGAAGCGACACGUGAGAUCCGACAAUACGAGAAGGACAACAAUGUACCACGAACGCCGAUCAUUGCGCUUACAGCUCACGCCAUGUUGGGCGAUAGGGAAAAGUGCAUACAGGCGCAGAUGGAUGAAUACUUGUCGAAGCCGCUCAAACAGAACUUGUUGAUGCAGACGAUUCUGCGGGUAGCAUCCGAUGGUGUAACAGCCAUGUUCAACAAGCAUGCGCGGACAAAGUCAAAUGGCACUGGAGCCAAUUCGGCGAAUGCUGCCAAAGAGGAAGUGGCUGCGCAACAGGCGCAGACUCUCGAGCCGCCGACAAGUCCGACGAGACCGAUGUAUCAAGAACGAAGCAUCACGACGACAGGACCAGUGCUACACGGUUCUGUGGAGUCACCGGCUGUCGCUAAGGACGGCAUGGAUGACCCAAUGAGCACGGCGAGUACCAAUGUGAGAGCGAGCGCUCAGCGAUUCCAAAGCUACUGA